This is a messenger RNA of Thrips palmi, 718 nucleotides long. RefSeq lists its product as uncharacterized. Bases 174 to 593 code for a protein of 139 amino acids. Lineage: Eukaryota; Metazoa; Arthropoda; Insecta; Thysanoptera; Thripidae. The record is from RefSeq and is a predicted model, not a curated record. The transcript is spliced from 4 exons.
GAUGCACAUCUCAUGUGUUGCGGCUUGCCACCCUACUCGCCUUUAUUGCCGCUUUGGAGAUCGCCAAGAGUCGAUCUGCAGCGCCUAAAACUUAUCUAGUCCCAGUCUACUACGACGCAAGGGCCUGCUCAGACAAACGACAUCACACUGUAGUUGAGAACGCAACCAUCAUCAUGGACGAGAAGGGUGCAAGUUACAUCAGCUCGGGCGUCCGGUUCACAAAACAAUUGAAGACUGUGUCCAAGUUCGUCGUCAUAAUCACGAAAUGUACCGGUGGGAUAUCAGAUAAUCUUUGUGAGUACUAUAUACGCUGGGUCUGGACUACAGGCCUGUGUAGCUUCAUCCCGGCCAAAGACAUGUUUUGGACUCCCUUCAUCGAUUCAUUUGAACCACCAUUCAGGUGCCCUGUUAAGGGAUACUACUUCAUGCGUAAUGCAACGUUGGAUCUCGACAAACUUAAAAAUUUAGUCCCUGACCUGUCGAAGCACAUUUGGCCCGUAGAGAUUCAGCUCUACAAUGAAAAUGGUGAUCUGGUGAUCUGUGUGGCCGCAACCGGCGAAUUUCGUUACGUCAGGGGGACGACAACUGGUUAGGUCCCCGUUAAGUUGGUGAAAUCACUUCCAAGCCAAUGACUUGGAAACGCUAUGGAAUCGCAAACCCGUUUGAGGUAAGCUAAAAAAUUUAUCCGCUUACUCAGCGGCCAAGGAGGGGUCGGAUG